AUGAUCAAUACGUCGAUCACGAUCUACCAGUUGAUCUCUGAGCUGAAGAAGCUCCUGCUGACUCCCCCCAACGUCCCCGCCGCCAUGGACCUGCACAAAGAUGGCCAUCGCUACGGCAACAGAAGCCUGCGCCUGAGGCCCGUCAGGCCUGUGGCAAAGAGCGACCUCCCUCUGGAGCGUAAGCCCCGCGCGGUGCGCCCGGCGGGGCGUCUGUGCACGGAGCUGCACCGCCACCUGACCACCGCCCCCCCCGCCGACACGGAGGAGGACGAGGAGGAGGACAGCGAGUCCGAGGAGGAGGAGGAGGAGGAGGAGGAGGAGGAGUCCUCCGGCAGCGAGGCGGAGGGCGUUGCCGUGGCGCCGGCGGGCGUUGCCGUGGCGCCGGCCCCGCCCCAGUUCGGCUCGGAGAGGGAGCUGCGCUCCGUGGUGGAGCUCAUCACCUACAUGCACACCUACUGCCUCCCCACGCGCAAGCAGCAGGGCUGGGAGCGCCGGGAGCCGGCCCGGAGGGCCCCGCGCCCCGCCCACAGCCGGCUGGUGCUGGUGGCCCCGCCCGCCCCCCCCACCGCCCCCCCCGCCCCCCGCAGGCUGCCCUUCGCCCGCCGCCGCCAGGCCCGCGCCGACUCGCUGCUGCGGGACCUUCUGCAGCAGAGCGGCGUCUUCGACGUGAGCCAGCCCUACCGGCUCACCAGCCCCCCCUACGCCCAGAGGGGGGGGGAGGGCCAGGGCCAGGGUCAGAACCAGGGUCAGAACCAGGCCCAGACCCAGACCCAGACCCAGGCCCAGGCCCAGACCCAGACCCAGACCCAGGGUCAGGACCCGGCUCAGACCCCGGACCCGGCCGGCUCCAGCAGGCCGCAGCCCUGCAGAGACUCCUCAGAGAGGGGGGGCCCCGGGGGGCGUGGCCCCGGGGGGCGGAGCCCCGAGCGUCCGGCUGACGGCGGCUCCUUCUCCGUGCGGCGCUCCCGCCGACUGGCCUCGUUCCCCAGCCGCUUCGCCAAGAGGCCCCGCCCGAACCGGCCCCGGGACGAGGACCAGGAGGACCGGGGGGGUCAGGGGGACCGGGGGGAACUCAGGCUCCUGCCCACCCAGGCAGGAGGAGCCAUGGAGACGCAGGCCGAGCUGCCCCCCCCCCCAGAGCCCACCAAACCCUGCUGCCACGAGAAGCGCGCCUGCCUCUGUCUGCCCCUCAACCCAAAGCCCACUGGGGAGGCCCCGUUCAGCACCAAGCCCUUCGAGCAGACGCUCAGCGUGGACCUGUGUGGAACAGCAGAGGGGCCAGAGGAAGAGGAUGGAGGCCUGGAGGGCCCCAAAGGCCCAGAGGUCCGGCUCACCCAGGAGCCGUUACCACAGCAACCACCCCGGGACGGAUCCCCCCCCCGCUCCCCCCGGCCUGGGGGGGUUAGGGUCGGUUCCCCCCCCCCAGACUGCCCCUCCGCCACGCCGCCGGCCUCUGAGGAGGAGGAGCCAGAGGGGUCCUCCCGCUCCCCCUCGCCCGUCCUCCACCUGUGCCCCGACUCCCCCUCCAGCAAGACCGACUCCAGUGAGAACUCGGAGAUCUGUGAGGACAAACAGAGGAUCAAAGCCACGUCUGAAGAGGACAACUGCCAGGUGUUUUACAUCCACAACCUGCCCAGCAGCGUGACGCAGAACAUGCUGAGGAAACGCUUCCAGGUGUUCGGCAGCACGGAGGAAUGCAAAGUCAUCAUCUGCAACGAGGAGCGCUGCGGGGUCAUCAAGAUCCGGCAGGCCGGAGCCCAGAGGCACCGGAAAGAGCGGGAGGCCUUUUUCCAGAACGGGAACGCCGGCCUCCGGAGGCUGACCCGGAAGCGCUACAUCGACCUCGAUGAGGCUGGCCCCGGCCCGGUGAAGAGUAAGUACGACGCUCUGGACUUUGACACCCUGCUGAAGGAGGCCCAGAAGUCCCUGCAGCGCUGAGCGCCCCCUGGAGG
Menidia menidia (Atlantic silverside) is the source of this 1952-nucleotide messenger RNA. Lineage: Eukaryota; Metazoa; Chordata; Actinopteri; Atheriniformes; Atherinopsidae. The record is from the annotation of a GenBank genome assembly.